GGCUGGUUUUGCGCAAUGAAAGUAGGAUCUGUUGCAGGUGUAAAGUUCUCUUGCCUGAGUGUUUCUUGUAAGAAACAGGGUCAGACUCUGAGUCCAAGCAGGAGCAGGAGCAGCAAGAAGGGUCUGGGGCAGCAGCAGCAGCAGCAGCAGCAGCAGCAGCAGCCGCCACCACCCAAGGAGGUGCAGCAGUUUGACACCAAGCAGUUCCCUGCCGCUGCCGCACACAGCACUCCCGUGAAGAAGGAACAGAAUGGAGACAGAGACGGAGAGGUAGAACCUGUCAGUAAAAUUGAAUACCAACAGUUUGAAGACGACAAGGCGUCUCAGAAGUCAUCUUCGAGCAAACUCUCCAAACCAUCUCCUCUAAAAGUGGUGAAGAAGCCCAAAAACAUGCAGUGCAAAGUCACUCUGCUGGACGGCUCAGAUUACUCCUGUGUGGUGGAGAAGCGCUCCAAGGGCCAUGUGCUUUUUGACAAAGUCUGCGAUCAGCUCAACCUUUUAGAAAAGGAUUACUUCGGUAUCACAUUCCGGGACUCAGAAAACCAAAAGAAUUGGUUGGACCCUGCCAAGGAAAUAAAAAAACAGAUACGAAGUGGUGCCUGGCAGUUUGCAUUCAAUGUGAAGUUCUACCCUCCUGACCCAGCCCAGCUUUCAGAAGAUAUCACCAGGUAUUACCUGUGCUUGCAGCUAAGGGACGAUGUGGUGUCGGGCCGCCUGCCUUGCUCCUUUGCCACACACUCUGUGCUGGGCUCUUACACUGUCCAGUCUGAGCUGGGGGACUAUGACCCAGAAGAGUAUGGCACUGACUAUGUCAGUGAGUUCCGCUUCUCCCCGAACCAGACUAAAGAGCUUGAGGAAAAAGUCAUGGAAUUGCACAAAAAUGUCAAGGGAAUGACGCCUGCUGAAGCAGAGAUUAAUUUACUGGAGAAUGCCAAAAAACUGUCCAUGUAUGGAGUAGAUCUGCAUCAUGCCAAGGAUUCAGAAGGAGUGGAAAUCAUGCUAGGAGUGUGUGCUAGUGGGCUGCUUAUCUAUCGAGACCGGCUCAGAAUAAAUAGGUUUGCCUGGCCCAAGGUGCUCAAAAUUUCUUAUAAGAGGAACAACUUCUACAUCAAAAUCAGGCCAGGGGAGUUUGAACAGUUCGAAAGCACAAUUGGCUUUAAGUUACCAAACCAUCGAGCUGCCAAGAGGCUGUGGAAGGUUUGUGUGGAGCACCAUACAUUCUUCAGGCUAGUAUCCCCAGAAGUCCCAGCAAAGAAGUUUCUCACUUUGGGUUCUAAAUUCCGCUUCAGCGGAAGGACACAAGCCCAGACACGACGGGCCAGUUCUCAGAUAGUCCGUCCUGCACCCUCAUUUGAACGUUCCUCUAGCAAACGCUACACAAUGUCCCGCAGCUUGGAUGGGGCUCAACGGAGUAAACCAAAAAGCAAACUGACUGUUGUACCUGGAGUUAAACUGCCAGCCACAGUAAAUGAGACUAACAUUCCAGCCUCAGUGAGUGAAAACCAGGAAAUAUUCAUGAAGGAUUCCAUGUCCGCUUCAGAGAUGGGCACCGCCCAGUAUGGGACGACCAAGGGCAUCGCUUCGGGGGACCUCAUCACCACAGUGACCCCUGAAAAGAAGGCUGAGGAGGAAAGGGCCGAGGAGGAGCAAGGGACGAUGAAAAAAGAAGAGGAGGAGGAGGUGGAGGAAGAAGAGGAGAUGGAGGUUCCUGAACCCGCUCCGCUUACCCCUGUUAAAUACGACACAAAGCCACCACCGUUAUUCUGCACUGACCUAUCCUACUCUGAACCUUUGCAUUCUGCUUCCCCUGUCUCAUCAACAAAGAUCUGCAGGAGACGCAAGGAGAACGCUCGCAAAAGAGCAGGUUCCAUCAGCCCCACCAAACACGGUGCUGUCAGUAAUCCCGGGCAGCCGGAUUCAGAAAGGAAACCACCCGUUCACAUAGACGAGCAAGAUAUGGUGGUUUUGGGUUAUAAGCAGAAGAAAGACAAAAAAGGCGGGACUUUGUUUUCCUUCUCCUUGCAUCUCCCAGAUCUGCCUUCCUUCCUGGACGAUGAUGGCUACCUUUCUUUCCCUGACAUCUCAGAAGUUAAUUUUUUACCUGAAAGCAUUCAGCACUUUCUCCCCAUCCAGUCGCCCUCCCUUGCUCCCUGUUUGUUGUUCAUCUUUUUCUUCCUGCUGUCCGCCUCGUUCUCAGUGCCCUAUGCUCUCACCCUCUCCUUCCCCCUGGCUUUGUGCCUCUGCUACCUGGAGCCCAAGGCGGCCUCUUUGAGAGCCUCACUUGACAAUGACCUGAGUGACAGUUCAGAGGAAGAGACUGACAGCGAGCACACAGACACUGCGGCUGAUGGAGAAACUACAGCCACAGAGUCGGAUCAAGAAGAUGAAUCUGAAAUAAAGCCACAGAAUAGUUUUAUAAAGCAAAUAAAGGGGGAAAAUGUAUUUGUCAAACAUAGUAAUCUGAUGUUAGAGGUCACAAUUAAGACUGAAGAAGAGUUAUUGAAACACCAAACCAACAUCAGCGAGUUGAAACGAACCUUUUUGGAAACAACCCUAGAUGGCAGUGGACUUACUGAGUGGGAGAAGAGGCUCUCCACGUCCCCAGUGCGGACUGCCCUGAGACUGGAAGACGCUCCAAUGAUUGAACCCCUUGUCCCGGAGGAAACCAAAGAAGAGUCAGCUAAGCUAAAAGCAGAUGAACCCCUACAGCCUGGGGACAGUGAGAAGACUGUGAAAGAGGGGUUUACAUCUGGCAGCAUGAUCUCCUCUUCUCAUCACAUUACGAUGCUGAAGACUAUUCCAUCAUACCCUGAGGGUUCUGAUGACUGGGUUAUUGUAGACAAAAUGCCAACUAAGGUAGUCCCAAGCGAAAUGAACACUGUUGUCACCUAUAAAGUAAAGGCAGUCACUAGUACUGUUUCUGAUGAAGCUCAAAGCAGCCGUGGCAGUAAAAUCAAAACCUUUGAAGACUACCGAAGAGAAAUGAAGGAGGAAGAGCUAAAACAGAAAGCGUACACCUUGGGAAAGUCAUAUGAUACCCAAUCUGGGAAAAUCGUGACCAUGACAACGCGGGUCAGAGAUGGAGAUAAGUCUGUGCAGUACUCCUCACAGGAGGCUAAAAGAAAGAUGGACUACUCUUCCACUGUUAAAAUAAUUCCUGUUUCGGCUGAGUAUGAAAUUCUGGAGCCCGUUUCUGAGAAAACGACACCGUCUGGGGAUAAAGUGGCUUUGGUAACGAUCAAAGAAGCAGAGACUCCCCUUGCCUCUGAAUCCUAUACAAAAAAUUUUAUAGAUACAGUUUUCACAGAUCUGCAUGAUGAACAAGGCAACUAUAUCCUGAAGGAAGGUGCUGGUCACCUGGAAGACAAGGUUCUGCAAAUGGAUGAUGUCAUACAGAAUGACAAAGCCCAGUGGAAACGUCAUGGAGAGCAGCCUUUUACUGUUGCUACUCCUCAUUUUGUAACCGAAUCCUCAACUGCUACAAGAGUGGUGACUAAACAGACCUCUGGUGAAAUGGAUGAUAAAGACUUCUCCACUUUAAUAGACUCAGCAAGAGAUCAAUACAGCAAUGUGGAAUGGGCUACUUCUGCUUCACGUAGUUUGGCUCAGACAUCGGAUGUGAAGGUGGAGCGGAAAGGCAUCUCUCAAAUAUUGAAGCAGGAGGUUCACCAGCAGGAGCAAUCCAUGAUGAAGGUUGUUCAGGAGACGUUUAUUUUGAAGGAGGAGGAUCGUGUGUUGAAUAUGCAUGCAAGUGAUGCUGCAGAUAAUCCACCUGUUGUGAAAACAGAAUCUGUGAGUUUUGGCAGUACCGCUCAGGAAGAAAGAGAGGAGAUCACCACCAAGGAAGUGCCAGUAAUUCACACAGAGACAAAAACCAUUACUUACGAGUCAUCCCAGGGGGAUGUCAGUGCCGAUGCAGAACCAGGUGUUCUAAUGAGUGCCCAGACCAUCACGUCAGAAACGACAAGCACUACAACUACAACACAUAUCACAAAGACUGUAAAGGGAGGCAUUUCAGAAACAAGAAUCGAGAAGAGAAUUGUUAUAACGGGGGAUGCUGACAUUGACCAUGACCAGGCCCUGGCUCAGGCAAUUAAAGAAGCCAAAGAGCAGCACCCUGACAUGUCAGUGACCAAAGUAGUGGUACAUAAAGAGACAGAGAUCACGCCUGAGGAUGGGGAAGAGUGAUGGCAGGAAUAAAGCUUGCACCUCAGAAGAACCUGUUACACAUCAUGAAGAAUAAGGACAUCUGUGAAGUCAGCUUUGAUUUUAUAUACCAAUAUCUCACUAUCUCACUGCAUUGGAUCACCUCAUAGGAAAUAGCACCCUUACACGAUUACUCUAUGAACGUUGGCUUACGUAAAUCUAAAUCAAUCCAAUAAAACAUUGGAAAAUGCAUAUUGCAUGAAAAUUUAAGCAAUGCUGCAUUCUUUGUUUUUUCUUUUUGUUUUUUAAAUUUAAGGUAAUGAUGAAAUUACCCAGGUUCCUAAUAUACCUGCACACUCAUUUCAAUGGCAGUAGAGCUAUAAACAAACAAAAAAAAAACUUUGAAUUCUCUGCCUUUUAAAAGUAAUGAGUUAUCAAGUAAAUAAUUUUAAGUGGCUUCUUUUUGUUUUUUAAUAAUAAUAAAAUCACCCCCAAAAUGCUAUAGGCUGUACAUGCAAUUUGCAUAAUAUUUAAUCACGCAUUAGAUGUGCCAACAUUACUGAGCUCAUCUGUUUACUCAAACACUUUGAACCUUGUAACUGGAUUUUAUCUGAUUUUACUGAUAUUGCCUGCAAAACAACAGUGAACCUUAAACUUUGAAAUGAAUUAUUAUGGUACAUACAAUUGCUUCUUAGCAGAAAAGUACUAUUCUUAUGUAAUGAUUUAGCCAUUUUUUACUUGAAUCACAUCAUUUUUGUUUUUCCACUAAGUUUCAAGUUAAGGUGAAAGGCUAAAUAUAGUAUUCCUGUAAUGGCAAAAGAAUCUAAAAGAUAAGAGACUAUGCUGCUUGCAGAACAGACUGUAACUUACAUUAUGAGAGUAAUUGUAUGUGGAAUCUGUUCAUAAGUCACAGAAACUUGCUGUGGAGUCAAAUAAAUCACUUAACUUUGACUUCCUUGUGCAGAGUCAAGCCUUAAACUGUACAGAGAACGGCAACUUUCAGUGUGAGCUAAAAAAUAUAUUAGUGCCCGUGGUUUAAAAGGAUCCAAGUCAAGGAUGUACUACUAUUCCAUCCCAUCAUCAGUUGCAGUACCAUACAUGUUAAAUAUAUGUUUCCACAUUCGUGAAAUAAAAGUGGUAAAUGCAUUUCAAUGAAUUUGUCGUUUCUUUUUAAUAAAAUAUACUGAUAAUA
Polyodon spathula (Mississippi paddlefish) is the source of this 5338-nucleotide messenger RNA. RefSeq names its product band 4.1-like protein 3. NCBI's taxonomy places the organism in Eukaryota, Metazoa, Chordata, Actinopteri, Acipenseriformes, Polyodontidae. Gene Ontology annotation, biological process: cortical actin cytoskeleton organization. The record is from RefSeq and is a predicted model, not a curated record. Gene Ontology annotation, molecular function: actin binding; structural molecule activity. The transcript is spliced from 28 exons. Gene Ontology annotation, cellular component: plasma membrane; cytoskeleton. Bases 16 to 4188 code for a protein of 1390 amino acids.